Triplophysa dalaica is the source of this 818-nucleotide messenger RNA. RefSeq lists its product as uncharacterized. Bases 198 to 491 code for a protein of 97 amino acids. NCBI's taxonomy places the organism in Eukaryota, Metazoa, Chordata, Actinopteri, Cypriniformes, Nemacheilidae. The record is from RefSeq and is a predicted model, not a curated record. The transcript has 4 exons.
UUCAACCGCUCUGUUGUUUGACCGCUUUAUGCUGAAUGCUUUAUGCAUCUUUCUCCUCUUCUAUAUCUCCCGAACUCCUCUAUCUUAUUGUCUGCUUGACAAGUCUGUUCAGGACUAUACCAUUUCAGUACUAAACUGCGGUUAUAGAUUCAGUAUUUACACUACUGUUGACAAACAACACCAAGAUUGUUGAAACUAUGGGAUGUUCUUUAAGCUGCAUUCGAAGGUCAUCUUCAGAGACUGGCAAUGCGAAACAGGAGGAAGUUGCUGAUAAUAACGACCAGAGUGACACAAAUAAAAAGGAGUUGCCGACUGAAGAUGUCCUCUACGCCUCCAUUGACCACAACAAUCUCAAACCAGAAAGGCACCCUAGAGAGGUGGCGGACAGUGAUUGUGAUUAUGCAGUUGUCAGAAUUCCUAAGAGGUUGACAGAUGCAGCCAAACAGAAAAGCAGUGAGGACUGUUCAGAUGAUUAUGUGCUCAUGGGCUGAAGAAAGUGAAUUCUACUGGAUGGACAAUCUGAGAUACAAAACUUUAAAGUCCUGUUGAACUUUGUAUACGUUUGAAUGACAUUAAGCUGUUUUAUAUUUAUUUGUAUGUUUUUAAUUUCUUUCAAAAGUUAGUUAUUUUUCAAAGACGAUUUUCACUGAAUUAUAAAAUGUGAAUUCAUUGUUUAACAUGUUAAAGACGUUUUAUAUGUUGUAGCAUCAAGGCACUUAACACAGAGAUGUACAUUUUUAUCAAUAAUGUGAACAGUGAUUAAAAAAUAAUAUUAUUGUAUAAAGGUUGUCCUGCAUAGUCUGUCCAAUUUGAUUGCA